GUCGUCAUGUAUAACAUCUUACAAUGCCCAGAAUGAAGCGGGAGUGCGAGAGACUUCGAGCGCACAACUUUUGUCCCUAAACAAAAACAGAAAUUGAUUCCGUUUGCAGUCUAGAAUCUGGAUAUUGCAGAUCCUCUCACCUAUUCUCUAAACAUUUCAAACUUGUGUGUACUGGAAACAUUCGAAUUUAAUUAUGGCAGACGGUGGACCCUCGUCAUCGGAAGUGAAAGAGGACGAGGAAGUGGUAACCCUUGGGGAGGCAUUGGAGGCAUAUGAAGAACUGGGGAAGUUAUCAAAUGCGGUGCUCGGAGCCUCCGAUCCGCUCAAUUGCUCCUAUUCCAAGGGCUACUUGAAACGUCAAGCCCUUUAUGCUUGCUUAACAUGCAAUCCAAAAAAUGCUCCACAUUUCCAGCAAGGAGGAGUUUGUUUGGCGUGCAGCUACAAAUGCCAUGACGGACAUGAAUUGGUAGAACUAUACACAAAGCGAAAUUUUCGGUGUGAUUGUGGAAACAAAAAGUUUCCCGAUAACCCUUGCACUCUGCAAAAGGAUAAGGAGGAAUAUAACGAAAAGAAUGUAUAUUCCCAAAACUUUUCUGGAUUGUACUGCACAUGUCACAGACCUUAUCCCGAUCCGGACGAAUCUGCAGAAAUGGAUGGCGGCCCAGGACCUAUGAUUCAAUGCAUUGUCUGUGAGGAUUGGUACCAUUCUGAGCAUGUCAUGCCUGUUGGGUUUGACUACGAAGAUAUAGAGCAAGCGGUGGAAUUGAUUUGUGCUGGUUGUACACCUAAAUUGAACUUUCUGGCCUUUUAUGGAGAGUUGCAAGUCAAACCCAGCAAUUCCGCUUCGGCAGAGGUUGUGGAGGACUCGAACGCCAAAAACAUUAUAACCAACGGGGAAGAACCCAGUAAGCAUGAAUCACCUUCAAACAGCCAGGACAGCGGAGUUUCAUCGUUACCGGAAACUGAAACAAAAUCUUCAAUUAAUCCAAAUGCAUGUCCACUGACAGACACUUCUUGUCAAGCAGAGAUGAAACCGGGAAAUGGAACAAUGUGGCAAGAUGGUUGGCGCAAAAAGCUUUGUCGGUGUGACUCUUGCAAGGCGAUAUACGACGCUGGAGGAGUUUCAUUUCUUUUAGACGAGGAGGAUACCAUUGAAAAUUAUGAAGCUGCUGGGCAGGCUAAAUUGGACUCUGAAAUGGUUCGAGCAGAAGAAUCAUUCACUCGACAAAUGAAUGAAAUGGGUCAUGUUGGUCAGAUUGAAUUGAUUUCAGGAUACAACAAUAUGAAGGAAGCACUGAAGGAUUUUCUCGAAGAAUUUGCUAAUAAUGGAAAGGUUGUUCAAGAAAAAGACGUGCAAGAAUUUUUUGAAAAUUUAAGAGCAACCAAACGCCCACGUUUAGACUUGGGUGGGAAUAAUCAGUUUUAAGGCUCUUGUAUACAUCGAGGUUAGAUCCACCUAUGCCACUGGAACACAACACUUGCAACGUCAAAAUAAGAUUGUGAUUUUUUUAGUGUGGCUUUUUAUCUGCCCAAUAAUUCGUUGAUGAUGAGAAUGAAAAAUAUUAACAUGCAAAAAAAAAUAAAUACCAGCAGUAUCUUCCAACCAGCAGUUCUGAAUGUUGCUAAAGUCAGUAUAUUAGCAAAAAAUCUAUGACUGAC
Messenger RNA from Folsomia candida, 1659 nucleotides. Its product is annotated as putative E3 ubiquitin-protein ligase UBR7. The transcript is spliced from 11 exons. The record is from RefSeq and is a predicted model, not a curated record. Gene Ontology annotation, cellular component: cytoplasm. Bases 194 to 1426 code for a protein of 410 amino acids. Gene Ontology annotation, molecular function: ubiquitin protein ligase activity; zinc ion binding. Lineage: Eukaryota; Metazoa; Arthropoda; Collembola; Entomobryomorpha; Isotomidae.